UCAUUUCUUUGCUCUGUUUCCCUUUUUAGGAAGUAUUACGUAAAAGAAGUCUACAAAGUGAUACAAAAAUCAGACCCCGGAAAUGGCGAUCGGUUUUUGUUGGACCUUGAACUUGGUUUAAUGCAUGACCCAUUGAAUCGAUCAAUUCGCUUUGCACAACACGUGUACCAGAGAAAAGGAAGUGAUAUAUUGUGCCUUCCUGAAGGAAUGAACUGGAACAGCAGCGCCACAGUGUAUUUUAUCGUCACCGUCAAGGAUCAAGGACUAUGGGUACAUCAUUUCCUUAAACAGCUCACUAUUGCGAGCUUAUUAACCAGUGACACGAACUUUCACGUCAUAAUCGCUGAUUUUCAAAGUAAAGAUAUUAACAUGAGCGAGGCGUUUAGUACAUCACUACUCCGAAGUAGGCAUACUAUCAUUAAUUUAACGGGAAAUUUUUACAAGACUCUUGCCUUAAACAAAGCAGCCGAAGCAGUGCCUAAUGCGCAUGACAUACUUUUCGUGUUUGACCUUCACAUAGAUGUACCUGCAGACAUCAUGGACAGCGUUCGAAAGGUUAUGAUAAAUUAUCGUUCUAUUCAUGAAACUAGACUGUUCAAAGUACCCUAUUUUUUUUUUGUAGGAUCGCCAGGAUCUAGCGCUCACCAGUACGGGCGAUACCGGUGAUUGGGGGCUCCUGUCAUUGGUUAAAAGUCUACACUCACAUCAGUUAACUUUGGAAAUCAGCGCAACCUAAAGAUUAGUUAUCUGAUAGCAGAUUAACUAAUCUGUAGGUUGCUUGCGCAAUAUAUACAUGAUUUCCAAAAAAAGUGUCAAACUGUGUUCCGUGCGACCGUGUGUUUGUCGUUAUUUUAUUCUAAGACGUCUUCUAGCUAAAAAAAAAUGUUAAAGAAUUCAUCUUUCUGACUACCGAAAUGACGAUUUUAGUCACUCUGCUGCGCCCAAAUCGCCCGUUUUCUUUAUUAUUAUGCCGCUUUCUUGGCACAUUCAUGCCUGAUUGGCCCACCUCAAUGGCUCAUUGAUAUGCGUAAAUGUCCGACCUUUCGGCUUCCGAUGAUAAAAAAUUGGGCCUUUGUGAUAUCCGGAAUACUCAAGUUCGAGGCAGGUGAUAUCAUCUGAGACUCGCCUUCAGCUGAUUAGACACUAACCUCGACCUAGAUUAUUCCGCAGAAACCUCAUCCAAUAAUGAUAUAAAUUAUUCAUAAUUAUUUGACUCCCCUUUUCCUUCAUGAAGCGUAAGUAAACUACAACUAUAAAUAUCAGCCACAAAACUAAUGCGUAGUGAAAGAUCACGGUUUUUACUGCACUGAGAAACGGAGAAAGGCUUCUGAUAAAAAGCAAGAUUAAAAAAAAUGAAAUCAAUAUCUCUGAUCUCUCCUUCUCCUUAGAACACCAUUGCUGGUCGUAUGGUUUAUUGUCCAGCGGUCGGCCGCCUGGAUCAAGGAAGUAAUUCUGUGGAACAUCGAGGUUUCUGGCAAAUGGAUGGGUACGGACUAGUGGCGAUGUAUAAAUCAGAUUGGAUAAGAGUUGGAGGUAAGACUAAAAGAAUUUAUCCUUUGCCGAAACUUUAAGGGUAAAGUAUUUGCUAGCACAAGUAAGCUUUGUCUAGGGCAAGAAGAUGCAUUCGCCUAAAUUGCCGCUUUAGAAACAAACAGGAAAUAGGCCGAGUCAGGAGCCUAUUACCCCUGGCCGAGUUAACUUUCGCAAAGACAUCUGGGACUGUUACUGGGGACAGAAAUUGGCCAAUAGCUGACUGGCGCGUCCAUAGUAACAAUCCCAGAAACAAUUGCGGGACUCUUUGGGUCCAGUUCUCUUCUCAUUUCAAGGUGGCGAAUGUGCUCUAGGGGGUUGCCAUCCAAAGGCAGGAGGGAGGGGGCGGGGGAAACGGACAGGAGGGAGGGUUAGGUCGUACUGCGUCAUAAAGGUUCUGAUCUAACUUCGACGAUGUUGGAGUCAGAAGAUUUUUCCACCUCUAGGGCCUCUUUUUGUCUCGCUUUUGCGCUCAACUGAAAAUAACAAUGACGAAUUAUGGAAUAUCGCUUUCAUGAAAAGAUACCGCGCCAGUCUACUGGACGCAUCUGUCCUGUUUCCGUGUCACGCCUCAAACAUUUGUUUUUUUUCUUGUUUUUACUUCGCAUUUACGCUUAAUUAGGAAUGAACACUAACGACUACACAGACAAGUGGGGAGGAGAAGACUGGGAUCUACUCGACCGCGUGUUAAUGGCGUCGCUUGAAGUAGAGCGAAUCAAGUACCCAGGUCUCUACCAUCACUACCACCCCAAACAAAAACAGUGGAAUUAG
Messenger RNA from Porites evermanni, 2301 nucleotides. The record is from the annotation of a GenBank genome assembly. NCBI's taxonomy places the organism in Eukaryota, Metazoa, Cnidaria, Anthozoa, Scleractinia, Poritidae.